Aspergillus clavatus NRRL 1 is the source of this 2586-nucleotide messenger RNA. RefSeq lists its product as uncharacterized. Gene Ontology annotation, molecular function: actin binding; small GTPase binding. The record is from RefSeq and is a predicted model, not a curated record. Gene Ontology annotation, biological process: actin cytoskeleton organization. The transcript is spliced from 3 exons. Bases 1 to 2586 code for a protein of 861 amino acids. Lineage: Eukaryota; Fungi; Ascomycota; Eurotiomycetes; Eurotiales; Aspergillaceae.
AUGGCUCCCAACAUGCAACCCCCCGAGAUUUUCGAUGAUGCCACCAGGAGUCCGACUAAGCUGGGUUUUCGAGCCAUGCUGUCCAAAGCCCAUCGGCGAAACCAGUCGGCCGACGAUGCCAUCAACCCCCGAAUCGUUGCCAAAGGCAAAGCUGCUGAAAGCUCAUCCUGGUCCCCGGCUGAUCAGGCUUACCCGACUCUCAACCAACAGCCGUUGGCAGAGCGAGCUCACAAUCGUGAUGCAGCGGAUGGCACGGCAUUCUACCAGAAGUCACCCGUGAAGUCUGAGAAGGGGGGUUUACACAAGAAAACUAAAAGCACGGUUUCUCUAAAGUCCUUGAGGAACUAUAUGGAGCGCAAGGAGAGCAAGACAAGUGAGUCGUUGGAGGACGAAGCAACGGGUUGGAAGCCCAAAAAGGCAAAAUCAGCGAACAGCCUCAGUGCCAUUCUGAAGCGUUCCCAGAGGGGAAGAAAAGCGGAAGGUUCCAAAGAUCUACGUGACAAGGAAAAUCGAAGUCCAUCCGAUCUGAUUGACAACAUGCCGUCUCCCGUCUGGGCCCAGUAUGGGGCUGGGUCCUUUCAUGGUCAAGGUGAAGUCCCGCAAUCCCCAGUGAGGCGCAGGAACUUGCAAGAAGAAGUUUCCCUUUACACACCCAAGGCGUAUAGCCCAGCGCAGCAACGGAACUUCCAUGAUUACCAACAGCCUUCGCUCACCAACCGUCCGAACCCCAAACCCCGUCCCAAGUCCGAUAAUUUUUCAGGUAAUCGAAAGGUGAGGGAGCUUCUCGGGAACAUUCAGACUGUGCCAUCUGAAAAGCCAAUCUUGGUUGAUCAACCGCAGAUCGGGUCCAGUAAAGAUCAUCCAAGACCUCGCAUGUCAAGGUCAGGGUCGCAACCAGAACCAGAGACGAGACCGGAUGCUAGUCCAAAGAAGCCAUCCCGCGUGCAAGCGGCGAUUUCUGCAUUCAAUGCAAAGGAAAAAGAGGCCGAGUUGCAGCGACGCCUAAACGCCAAGGACCUGGAAAGCGAGUUCGAAAAGCUCCUUGACGCACGAAAUAUUCCGCACAAUAUGAGGGAUAAAAUGAGGGCGUUAGACACCAACAUUAAAGCCGACUUUAUCGAAAAGGACCGAGCAGAGAACAACACUCCUCACAGUGCUAAUACUUCUUCCACCAACGAUAGUGCUGGCCGUCGAGGCCGGAAAAGUGACAAGAAGGACGACCGGCAACCCAAUGAUGGGAAAGGAUCGCGUUCGCGGUCUCGAAGUCGCGGGUUCACCUUCUCCAAAGGUAGCUCUUCGCCUGGAAAGAAGCAGCGGCCAGAAAGCGGAAGCUUCUACCGUCGCCCAAAGUCUGCUGAUCUGUCCCAACCUGCAAGUCUAUCGAAGAGCCUCACUCCAUCUACAUCCACAACCUCUCUCUCUGCUACCGCUUGUCAUGACACCGCCGCGGAUCCCUCGGACUUUGUCCACUAUUUGCGGGAAAUACAGAAACCGGAAAUGAUAGAAGUUGGAAAGAUCCACAAGCUUCGGAUCCUGCUGCGCAAUGAGACUGUUAGCUGGGUUGACACAUUCAUUGCCGAUGGAGGGAUGGAUGAAAUUGUCCAGCUGCUCUACCGGAUUAUGAAGGUUGAGUGGAGGGAGGAACACGAGGACACGCUACUUCAUGAAACGCUCUUGUGCCUGAAAGCACUUGGCACGACCUCCGUUGCCCUGAAGCACUUGACCAGAAUCGAAGCUGAGCUCUUUCCAGCUCUGCUGAAGAUGUUGUUCGAUGAGGACAAGAAGGGGCCGAGUGAAUACACGACCCGCAGUAUCAUCAUGAACCUUCUUUUCACUCAACUUUCCACCACAACCUCCGACGACGCGGCAACCGCCUGUGCUACACGGAUCCUGUCGUACUUGCGGGAUCCCACUCCCCCAGAAGAGAGUCAACCCCUCUCUUUUAUCGCCAACAUAUAUCAAUCCCGCCCAUAUCGUGUGUGGUGCAAGGAAGUCAGUAAUGUGACUAAGGAGGUGUUUUGGAUCUUCCUUCAUCAUCUCAAUGUCAUCCCACACGUGAAAUCAGAUGGGAAUUCUUCGGAAUUGAGACAACAAAGCUACCGAGGAAGACACUUUCCGGUACCCCGGCCGCCCGUUCCCGCUGCCCCUUAUGUAGGGGGUGUUGAAUGGGAUGCCACCAACUACCUUGCAGCGCAUUUAGACCUUGUGAACGGUCUCAUUGCGUGCUUGCCGUCGGUGGAAGAGCGCAAUCAGUUACGCUCAGAGCUUCGGGCGUCUGGGUUUGAGAAGGUGAUGGGCGGCAGUCUGAGGACAUGCAAGGAGAAGUUCUACGCCUCCGUUCACGAUUGCUUGCGGACCUGGAUUGCCGCUGCUGUGGAAGACGGAUGGCCUUACACGUUUGUUCGGGAAGGGCCGCCUCGACCUGAGCCGGGGUCGCCAAUCAAGUCACCGACGAAGGCUGGUGGUCCUGGCAGUCCUAAGAAAAGCGCUCUUGAGGAGAAGCCACCCAGGCUAGAGCUUGCGCUUGAUCUGCCUUCCAGCGGCCAAAUUUCUCAAAAGACCGAGGACUUUGGCAAUUGGCUGUGA